Molecule: messenger RNA, 1203 nt
Organism: Solanum dulcamara
Lineage: Eukaryota; Viridiplantae; Streptophyta; Magnoliopsida; Solanales; Solanaceae
Product: protein disulfide-isomerase SCO2-like
Exons: 3
Coding region: 126-686 (186 amino acids)
Source: RefSeq, a predicted model, not a curated record
CAAGAAUACCUAAUUGUUUGCGGAACAAGUAGCCACUUUUCCAAACUGGUGGUAAUAUAUUUGGAUGGAGCUAUUUAGCAAGGAAGACACAGUAUCCUAUAUGAAAUACUUGUAAUUUUCUUCGAAUGUGGCCAAUUUGCCCUAGUUCCAUUGUCACCCCUCCCAGGUUCUCCGUUGCUACAUUCUCAUUUCCUCAUUCUAACACCAUCUCUAUUCGUUGCAACGCCGCUGCUGACUCAUCCUCCUCUUUCAACUUCGCCGGCGCCGUAAGAAUUCCCCAGAAAUCCCAAGGCACAGCUCCGGUGGAGAAGCGAACUGCCAGUAACACGAAAACUAAUGCCUGGGAAAAGCCUUGGUCGCGCAACCGAGAGAGCUACUUGGCCGAUGAUAGUGAACCUCUUCCUCUUCCCAUGACUUAUCCUGACACUUGUCCUGUUUCGUCCGACGAAAUUGACCGUCGCCUUCACUGUGAUCCCCAAAUACAGGAUUGCAAGGAAGUCGUCUAUGAGUGGACUGGGAAAUGUCGGAGUUGCCAAGGAACAGGAUUUGUAAGUUACUACAACAAACGAGGGAAGGAGACCAUCUGUAAAUGCAUACCUUGCCUUGGAAUCGGUUAUGUGCAGAAGAUAACAGCACGCAAGGAUAUCGAUGUUAUGGAGGACUUGGAUAAUGGAAAACCACCUUGACAGAAGUUAAAUAUUUAAUGAACUUUUUUGUCUAGCCUUAGCAGACAUUGAUGAUAGCUUUGAAGAGACUUUACCCCUACGGAAUCCUAGUAUUCUUUAAGGUGCAAAGAAGUUGCCAGACUGACAAUUUUUGGAGUCAGCUAGAAGGGAGAUGCCCCCACACUACAUUCAUAAUGCAAGCAAGAAGUUAUUGAAGAUCAAGGCUGGCGUUCUGGGAAGAAUGAAGAUUAUAUCCAAGGUUCUAGAAUGAUAUUUCAUUUAUUCCCUUGAUUAUUUCAUAUACUUUUUAUACAUUGACGCUGGAGUCUUGGUUGUUAGUAAACCAUUGAUGAAUGAAAUCUGGUCUCCCUAUCUUUCUUCCUUGAAGCACCAGAAUGUGUUCCCCUAUUUUGACCUGCUGAUCAUUCUAUUGUAUCUCAUUCAUCUUGCCGGUUGAUCACUUUAUAUAGUUCAUGAAAAUUGUGUCACUGAAAAAGGCUCGACUCGAUUUAUAUUAAUAUACUCUCCAGUCAAUCAA